UUGUAGGGAUAACGAUAACACGCUCGACCAAUGUGGGCAAAAAGACGCCGCUGCUGCUACAGACACACAGCGCUCACUGACUGUCGGGAACCGGAGGGACUGUAAGGCGUAAAUGGCCACAACAUUUCGUAAAAGAAAGACGCUGCCCGUAAAACGACCUGUGUACCAAAUGCAUCCUGGACAUUAGGACGCGUAUUUGCUGUUUAUUAUAGCCCCCUUUUUUGCACAACGGAAGUUUCUGUGACCGAUUUUUGAUUUAAAGACUGCCAACAUGGAAGAGGACAACCAAGUACCUGAGGACUUGUCUUUGGAGGAAAGAGAUGAGCUGUCGAACAUACGACGCAGGAAAAAAGAACUUCUGGAUGAUAUUGAACGGCUGAAGUUUGAGAUCGCAGAAGUAAUGACUGAGAUCGAGCAGCUAACUUGUGUGGGGGAGAGUAAAACCACACAAAGGAAUAAACAGAUCGCCAUGGGCAGGAAGAAGUUCAACAUGGACCCUAAAAAGGGGAUCCAGUUUCUUCUGGAGAACGAUCUUCUCCAGCACACCCCAGAGGACAUCUCACAGUUCCUCUACAAAGGCGAGGGGCUCAACAAAACUGUCAUCGGGGACUACUUAGGGGAACGGGAUGACUUUAACAUCAAGGUCCUCCAGGCGUUUGUGGAGCUUCAUGAGUUUGCAGACCUCAACCUCGUACAAGCCUUAAGGCAGUUUCUGUGGAGCUUCAGACUUCCUGGUGAAGCCCAGAAGAUUGAUCGUAUGAUGGAGGCGUUUGCCUCCAGGUACUGCCAAUGCAAUCCUGGCGUCUUCCAGUCCACAGACACCUGCUAUGUCCUAUCAUUUGCCAUCAUUAUGCUGAACACAAGCCUGCACAAUCCCAACGUCAGAGACAAGCCCCCCGUGGAGCGCUUCAUCUCCAUGAACAGAGGGAUCAAUGAGGGGGGAGACCUCCCAGAGGAGCUACUCAGGAAUCUAUACGACAGCAUCAAGAGCGAACCCUUUAAGAUCCCAGAGGAUGAUGGGAAUGACCUGACGCACACGUUCUUCAACCCAGACAGAGAGGGCUGGCUGCUUAAAUUAGGGGGCCGAGUCAAAACCUGGAAGCGAAGGUGGUUCAUCCUGACUGACAACUGCCUCUACUACUUUGAAUACACAACAGACAAGGAGCCACGUGGGAUCAUCCCGCUGGAGAAUCUCAGCAUCAGGGAGGUGGAGGAGCCCAGGAAACCUAACUGUUUCGAGCUCUAUAAGCCCAAUCACAAGGGCCAGGUGAUCAAAGCCUGCAAGACGGAGGCAGAUGGGCGUGUUGUUGAGGGCAACCAUGUGGUGUACAGGAUAUCAGCACCCACGCCGGAAGAGAAAGAGGAGUGGAUAAAAUCCAUCAAGGCCAGCAUCAGCAGAGACCCCUUCUACGACAUGCUGGCCACCAGGAAGAGACGCAUCGCCAAUAAGAAGUGAAGAGGGACAAUCUUCUCAACCUCCGGAUCCUCCAUCUUUCUCUCCUUCGGUUCAUGAACACAUAAACUACACAGACGCUGGUUCACCACAGAAAAGACUUCGACCCCGAAUACAAACCUCAGUCUCUCCCUGGAUAAGUCAUGUGCACUUGUUGGGGAGACUUCGCAUUACUGAGGUUACAGCAGAGCUCCAGGAGACCUCAGAUAUGUGGACUCUUCCACGGAGCAGCACGUGAACAACCAGCCAGCCAGUUUGUUUCUCCUCCAUCACAUACACACCCCCUACCUCCCCCUCUCAUGGCCAUAACAUGUUUCAAGGUCUCCCUAAAGCACAACUGCCAUGUUUCAGGUGCACAUGCAUGUGGGUUAUUAUAGACAAGAGUGUGUGUGUGUGUGUGUGUGUGUGUGUGUGUGUGUGUGUGUGUGUGUGUGUGUGUGUGUGUGUGUGUGUGUGUGUGUGUGUGUGUGCGUGCGUGUGCGUGCUAUCAAUGCAUCUACAUUAUGAGCAAGUGAUGCAAGCGUUCCCUCCACUGCGCUUUACGAGAAAGUCGUUCAAUUCAAAAGCAGAGUUCAGAUGUAUGGCCUGCUACACGGGGACCUAAUGUGAGGAUGAAUACAGAUGCUUGGAGGAUGAAGGAUGGGAAGAGGAGACAGAUGCACAGGUUUGGGAGGUAGUGGGUGGAUCAAUGCAGCAUAACUUCACCUGGACCAUGUUGUCAUCUCACUCUGGUGCUGAAUUCUUCUCUCCCGGUGCCAUGGCUGAAGCCCCACUUGGAGUGACCUCAGAAAACAGCGCUGGCUUUACAUUUCGGUUCCUAACAACGCAUUACAGUGUUGAGUCAGCUGGGCUGAUUUCAUUUAUUUGUGUGGAGCAGAGAAUUUUGAAAAGUGCAUACUUUUUUAUUUUAGUUGAGUAUAAAAGGAGCUUUUGCCAAGGCUUAAGAUGAAACUUGAUUUUUGGACUUAAAGUUGUAAUCCUUAAGAUUUCAGUCGUGGUCGAUUUGGGAACACAACCAUGAUUAAUGGUGGUAAUACCAAGCGUGGUUUAAUACGGCAGGAAACACAUCUUUAGCCGCCACUUUGUCAGAAAUGCAACAGAGGAGCAAGUAAUGUUUCUGUUUACAGUGCAGCCAAACAAACUCACAUUGUUAUAAGGCAGAAGUCAGUCAAAAAUAAUUUGAACUGUUAUCUGAUUGCUCGCCGCCUGCAGCUAACUGUUCACUGUGGCUAAAAGUCUGAUAUCCAUGAGAUAAAAUAAAAAACAGUAAUGCUGGAUUACAUGCAUGCACCGUUUUCCUCGCGCAUGUGAAGGCUGAAUGGCAGACAGCAAUGAAAACUAACAUUUUUAGAGCUAUUUCCACAAGGUAAAUACAUAAAUUGGCUAUUGCAGAUUAAAUGCUGACCAGAAAUGGUGUCAAAAACGAUUUUAAGGAUUUCAACUUUAAUAAGUCUACUGGGUAGGUUUUAUUUUUGGCUGUGCAAAGGCCCAAUAGGGUACCAGUCCGAUUAAGCUUUUUUUUCCCCCCUCUUGUCUAUGGCCUGUCAGUGAAGGUCGAUGUGUUCACGUUGUGAUCCUGUUUGGUUUGUAAUCCUAUAGACUCCUUGCUUGCUUUUGUGUUCAUCUUUAAAAGUAUAUAAAUAAUAAGUUAUGUAUGUGUAUAUAUAAUGUAUAGUUUUCUGGUCUCUUUGUUGUAGUAUGCACACUCUGUGUAACAUAUUUGAGCCUACAGGCAGAAGUUUGCAUCAGCUGAAGUUUAGGGGUCUUCUUUUCAAAAGCCUUAAACCGAAUCAUAAGAAACAUAUGAUGGUAGGGAUGAGGAUGAUAAAAAAAAAAAGACGAUAUUGGUCAAUAACUGUGACGAUGCUCUUUAAAAAGCCAUGACUGAUGAGUGAGAAAGAUGGUUGUAUUUAUGAUGAUACAGAUUAUAGUGAAAAUGAUGUUUGAUGUUAAUGAUGAUGAUUCUAGUGAAGUAAUAUCAGUGAUGAUGAUGAUGAUGAUGAUGGUGAUGGUUAUGAUGUCAAAAACUAUAAACACCAAUAGUUUUCUAUGUGAUUGUAAAAUAAAAAUGAAAGCCUUGUGGUCAGGGAAAAAUAUUAUCUUUUACCGCCCUGUGUGGGCUUAUAAUUAACUUAUAUUCAUUUUUUUAUAUUCUCUGUAAAAGCUAUCGGUCACGUUGUACAUUACGUGUAUCUAUAUAAAGUAUACAUAAAGCUUACAGCA
Molecule: messenger RNA, 3676 nt
Organism: Cottoperca gobio
Lineage: Eukaryota; Metazoa; Chordata; Actinopteri; Perciformes; Bovichtidae
Gene: cyth3b
Product: cytohesin 3b
Exons: 13
Coding region: 272-1456 (394 amino acids)
Biological process (GO): regulation of ARF protein signal transduction
Molecular function (GO): guanyl-nucleotide exchange factor activity
Source: RefSeq, a predicted model, not a curated record